GCAGCCUGCCGCCCAUCAUCGUGUAUGACCGCAAUGGCUUCAGAAUCCUGCUGCACUUCUCUCAGACCGGGGCCCCUGGCCACCCAGAUGUGCAGGUGUUGCUGUUGACCAUGAUGAGCACUGCCACCCAGCCUGUCUGGGACAUCAUGUUUCAGGUGGCUGUCCCAAAGUCAAUGCGAGUGAAGCUGCAGCCGGCAUCCAGUUCCAAGCUCCCUGCAUUCAGUCCUUUGAUGCCUCCAGCUGUGAUAUCUCAGAUGCUGCUGCUUGACAACCCACACAAAGAACCCCUCCGGUUGCGGUAUAAGCUGACUUUCAACCAGGGUGGGCAGCCAUUCAGCGAAGUAGGAGAAGUGAAAGACUUUCCAGACCUCUCUGUCUUGAGGACUGCCUAACUCCUCAACCGAGACUCUUCAGUUACACUUAGGCCAGCGUUCCUUUCACUGUCUGGUCGGGACUCAUUGUGAUGUGUUGCAGAGUGCCAAGAGUUCUCUUCUGAUGUCAGACCUUGAUUGCCAAUCUCUGUAGAUCAUGUGUGUGUGUGCGUGUGUGUUAUUGGGGUGCUGGGGGAGGAGGGAGAGCUGGGCUUGGGAUUUGGGUAGUGUGGGGGAUGCUGACAAUUUCUGAGAUCAUCUCUGCUGCACUCAUUUCUGCUUCUGCAUGUUGGUUGACACUGUUGUCCCUGCCUCGGGUUGGAGUUUUAUAUAAGCCAAAGUUUUUUCCAUGUAUUGUUAUCUUUUCAUUCAUCCACUCUGUGCCUUGUCAGCCUUUGAAAGUCUUAGUUGCUCCCAGGCUGCUAUUCUCAGGGACCUUAGAAAGGGACCUGGUUGGUCUUGUGACAGAGUGUGUCUUCUGGGGCACACUCUUCCAAGAAUGGCCUUGUCUUCAUUUUCAUUAGGGAAUGCUGCUUGCAGAUGUUCAGUAAAAUCUAAAUGGAAUGCUCAUUGCACUGGUUCCAGCAAGGGGCUGCCAUGAGACCAGGAGACCACACUUGGUGGGCCAAUCAUGUCCUUCACUACAGUGCCUUAGAUUCUCCCUUAGAUGGACUCUCUGAGGCCUUGCUCAGGCCUCGGGUUCUGUGGAUUGGGCAGCCUGUCUGGGCCCUUACUCAGGACCCACAACGUCAUCCUCAUUCUUUCUGUUCACAAACAUCUCAAAGCUCUUUCAUUGUGACCCUGUGUUCCUUGUUGUAAAUCACAGCUAGCUGGCUAGUCCCAUGACCCUCACAAUCCAAGGUGGAGAACUGUGAUGCAGGUAGAGAGCCAUGUGAUGACUAAGUACAGAACGUCAUUGAAUAAAUACUGUGUACAAAUUUG
Molecule: messenger RNA, 1313 nt
Organism: Cricetulus griseus (Chinese hamster)
Lineage: Eukaryota; Metazoa; Chordata; Mammalia; Rodentia; Cricetidae
Source: RefSeq, a predicted model, not a curated record